GUGGCAUUGUGUUGUGACAAAACUGCACAUUUUGAGUGGCCUUCUAUUGUCCCCAGCACAAAGUGCACAUGUGUAAGUGUAACCGGUGUGAAAUGGUUAGCCAGUUAGCGGGGUGCGCAGUAAUAGCGUUUCAAGUCGGUGAUGUCACUUGCUCUAAGACCUUGAAGUAGUUGUUUCCCUUGUUCUGCAAGGGCCACGACUUUUAUGGAGCGAUGAGUAAAGAUGCUUCGAGGGUGUGUGCAGAGGGUCCCUGGUUCAAGCUCAGGGACCAAGCAAAGCCUUCCUACGACGAAGAAAGAAGAGGGCUAGCAGCAGACGCUGGGCUGUUAUGAGUAAAAGGCUUCAGGAAACACAAGAGCCCAUCAUCACACCUGUAACGACACAACUUGGAAAUGGUGACCCAAUCACCCAAACCAGUCCAGCGCAACUAGAAGACCCCACUGUAAAGAAUGUGAAGAAAUGGCUUCCUUUACUGGGUGUCAGAGUGUUGCUGCUGGCAUUUGGCAAGAUAUGCCAAAUCUGGAGGAACAGCCUGAGCCAGUCAUUUGCUGGAUUUUUGAAAACAUUUUCCGUCUGGCGGGGGUAUGCCAAACAAAUAGAGACCCUCAAGAAUCAAAUGGCUGAGAUGCAGAGUGAGAUGGGUGCCUUGCAUUCUGCUCUUCAGCAGGGUGGUAAGACUGGAUGCCACUGCCAUGGGACUGUGGCUGGUAGUUCAGUCUGUCCAAUGUUUCCUCCUACCCUUCUUCCAUUAGGCUGUGGCUCCAGUGUGGACCCUCUCCCUGCUCUCACACCACCACCACCACCUCCUCUUCCUCCUCCAUCCACCACUUUCCUGCAACCCUACAUCCCUAAAAAAAGAGUGGCUUCCAAUACUCAACAGGAGAAGCAGGACAUACUGGUGGCCGUGACCCUCAGGGAUUUACAGGCUGUUAAACUGAGAAAGGUUAUUGUCAGCAGUGUGAAGUCAAAGAGGACUCCAGAGAAGAUGCACGCCCCUCUGGUCACUGUGGCAGACCUGCAGAAUGUCCAUCUGAAACGAUCCCACUGCCAACUGCCCCCUAAACUUCUCAAACGCCUUAGCUUUGGCAGAACACCUACCAAAAGCCCUAUGAAUCUGCGUACACAGCUGAAAAGGGUUCAAAUCAAUAGGAGUCCAGGUGGGACUCCUCUGUUUGAUAAGGAGAAUAUGGAGACAGGCACUGGCCUCACCCCCAUCAUAACUCAGGCCCUGCGACGCAAGUUCCAGAGUGCCUUACCACGAGGACUGUCUCCAAAGGCAAAGAAUCUCAACGAAAGCUUUGAUCAAAACUGAGACAUUUGUUGAUGUAUACGCAGAUGUCGAUCGAGACUAGUUCAAAUGUAACGGAAAGGCAGCUGCCAUGAUAAAAAGUUCCAGUGUUGUAUGAGGACGGUAUGCAAGCUAUAGAUGUAACUAUUGGCCCAAUGCACAUUCUCUAGCACUUUCUGCUUUCUAUUGCUGAAUGAGUUACUAAGUGCUAGGUAGAUUGAGGAUGAAAAGAGGAAACACUUGUCUUGGACCACAAUUUUAAAACGGACAUAAAAGUUCUAAAGGCAAGCAGUUUCUGUAAAAGCUUGACCGCCCCACUGUAUCAAACAUAGGAUUGGUCAAUCCCAACACUGCCUCAAAACUGCAUGCUUCUUGGAACAGUGACACCAAGGAGGAUGUUGAGUGAGCGAUACUGAGAUUUAAAAGGCAGUAGUUGAGAUACUCUGAACAUGUUGUGGAAACAAUCGAUGAUAUGUUACUUGGAAUGAGUGAGAAGCAUCACUUGGUUUGAAUGUGGUUUCAGUUUAAUCUUUUCUACGAGGAAGUCAAUUUUAACUGUUCUAAAUGUAUCUGAGGGUCUAUGUUUGGAAAUUGCACAUUGACUGGGGACCCUAUGUUUGAGCUAUUUCACGUUAUUUGUUACUUUUCUCCAAAAAGUUUAUUGUAUUAUCUUUUGAUUUUCCAAAAAUGUUAACAUUUUGAACACACUGUUUUUAAACGUAUUUUAACCAUUCUUGUGUUUAUAAGAAUACAAUUUCAUUUGUGAUUUCCUAGACAUGUUUAGGAAACACCAAAUAAAUAAAAACAAAACAAAAUGUA
This is a messenger RNA of Salmo salar (Atlantic salmon), 2107 nucleotides long. Its product is annotated as proline-rich protein 11-like. Gene Ontology annotation, cellular component: cytoplasm; nucleus. The record is from RefSeq and is a predicted model, not a curated record. Lineage: Eukaryota; Metazoa; Chordata; Actinopteri; Salmoniformes; Salmonidae.